AUGGCUACCCCUAGCGUUCUAGACUUUGAUGCUGAGGGUCGGGCUGUUGAUUUUGAGGUCUGGGUCGAUGAUCUACACCUUUUCCUACAGUGCGAUAGGAAGGACGGUCUCUCACUAUUCGAUCUCACGUCUAGCGCCUCUGCUGCCCCUGCUGCCGAUGCUAACAGCACUGUUCGCUCACAGUGGGCCACAUGGGAUGCUGCUGCCCGUCUUGCUGUGCGUAGUCACUUGCCGUCAACUGAGCGCGCGCACUUUAGUCAGUACAAGAGUGCUAAGUCCUUGUACGAUGCUGUAGUUGCACGCUACUCUUCCCCUGCCACUGCUGCCCUUAGCCGCCUCAUGCUUCCGUACCUGUUUCCUGACCUCGCCGCCUUUCCCACAGUCGCUGACCUCAUUACGCACCUUCGCACUAGUGACACCUGCUACCGCGCUGCGCUUCUUGCUGAGUUCUGCGCCAAGAACCACCCCCCCCCCCCCAUGUACAUCACCCUCUACUACAUAGUCACCUGGCUCCCUGACUCCCUUCGCUCAGUCAAGGACCACUUCCUCUCUGUUUGCCCCACCACGCUCACCGUUGACCUCCUCGAGGAGCGCCUCCUGGCAGCUGAGAAGAGGAUGGUGGCUGUAGGAGCCUCUCGUGGUGACCCUCGUGCCCCCUUCUUUGAGGGGUGCUCCCCCUCCCCCCAUUUGCCCUCUGUUGCCUCUGCUGCUGCCGUCGACUUCGUUGGCACCGAGCCGGUCGGCGCUGCGUCUGCCCCUAGCGGGAGACGCCGCACCGGCAAUGGUCGGGGGUUUCUAUCUUUGAUCUAG
This is a messenger RNA of Closterium sp. NIES-65, 810 nucleotides long. The record is from the annotation of a GenBank genome assembly. Lineage: Eukaryota; Viridiplantae; Streptophyta; Zygnematophyceae; Desmidiales; Closteriaceae.